AUGGCGAAGCCACAUCAGCAGUACAUGGGUGCCCAAUUGAUGGACAGGGACAGUGAUGAGGAAAGUUUAGAGGAGAUGGAUAUUGAAGCGAAUCUGUGUUGCCCGGAUGCACUAAGCGCCAUUCUCUCCACUGUCUUCUUUCCCAGCUGGCUGUGUUCCCUACAGAUGAUCAAACAGAAUGAAAGAGCCGCGGCACUGGUCUGGGGUAAAUAUGUUGGAAGCAUCAAUGAGCCCGGGAUUCACAUUGUGAAUCCAUGUGGCGUGGUGAUUCGGAGGGUCACCACGGUGCGCAAGACCUUGGACGUCCGGGAGGUGAGUGUCACCGACAAGGAUGGAAAUCCCAUCUACAUCAGUGGCAACAUCGCUUACAAGAUCACUUCGGCCAAAAAGGCCACUGUAGAUACAGAGCAGCCAGACAAGUACACACUUGAGAUGGCUCCGAUGGUGCUUCGAACAGUGGCUUCACGUUUCCACUACGAUGAGCUGCGUAGUGGUGCUCCAAGUCAGAUGCUUGGAGAUGAGCUGCAGAAGUUGGUCCUCAGCGCUGGUGUGCAGGUGCUGAGGUUUCAGCUCACAGAUCUCAAGUAUGACUCGCAGAUUGCAUCAGCCAUGCUUGCACGACAGCAGGCUGUGGCACAGGUCGAUGCAAAGCGUGCGCUGGUGCAUGGUGCGGCUGAAACGGCAUCGAGCACUGUGGCGCGGCUGAAGCAGCUGGGCCACACCUUCACAGCAGAGAAUGAGCAAAGACUCAUCCAUGAUUUGCUGCUGAAAAACCUCGACCCAGACUACAAAGCGCGUGCCACAAUCAUGUCACAGCAGCCAUGA
Molecule: messenger RNA, 825 nt
Organism: Durusdinium trenchii
Lineage: Eukaryota; Dinophyceae; Suessiales; Symbiodiniaceae
Source: the annotation of a GenBank genome assembly